This is a messenger RNA of Anarrhichthys ocellatus (wolf-eel), 1933 nucleotides long. RefSeq names its product aprataxin and PNKP like factor (gene aplf). Gene Ontology annotation, molecular function: 3'-5' exonuclease activity; protein binding; DNA-(apurinic or apyrimidinic site) endonuclease activity. Gene Ontology annotation, biological process: double-strand break repair. The transcript has 11 exons. The coding region runs from base 174 to 1496 and encodes 440 amino acids. Gene Ontology annotation, cellular component: nucleus; site of double-strand break. The record is from RefSeq and is a predicted model, not a curated record. NCBI's taxonomy places the organism in Eukaryota, Metazoa, Chordata, Actinopteri, Perciformes, Anarhichadidae.
UCCCGGAAGUUUUGAAUAACAUCCAUGCAUUGUAGCUGCAUGACAGCAAAAGUUGUAAACGCUUUCUAUGCUUUCGGUUUUUGCUUUUCAACCCCGAGAGACCAAACAUAUCCAGUGUACCUCCACUACAGUGGACCGGGGUGAAGCUCCCUCCAGUCCCGCCCGCUGAGCACAUGUCCGGCUUCGACCUCGUCCAAGUGGACGGUGGCGGCGGCGGCGGGGAUCCCAUCCACCUGCCGCCGGGGGAGACGGUGUUGGGCCGGGGGCCCUUACUGGGAGUCAGCGACAAGAGAGUGUCCAGACUUCACGGGCUGCUGGAGAACCUGAACGGACAGCUGCGCCUCAAACCGACCCACCUGAACCCGUGCUUUGUCCAGUCGUCCCUGACCGACGACCCUCGACCUCUGCAGAGAAGUUCCUGGUACCCUCUUCAUCACGGAGACUUGUUCUCUCUGCUGCCGGGCCAGUUCAUCUACCAGGUGGUGGCCGUGGGCGAAGAAGGCCGCACUCCCAGAAACAGUCAGAUGUUUGAAGAAGAGGAGCUUCCCGUUGAUCCCGAGCCAGAUGUGGAGCCAGAUGUGGAGCCAGAGGUGCAGCCACAUCCUCCUCCUGUUGGACAGACUCCUCCGCCACCGGCAGCUCCGUCGAACCAGGAGGAAGCCGUCAACAGAAGCCUGAAGAAGAAGGGAGCCUCUGCACGUCCAAAAGAAGUUCAGGACGACCAGAGGGACGUCCCUCCGUCUGUAACCAAGAGAAGAGUUUUACCUGCGUGGAUGAUGGCGGCUGCAGCAGCGCCACACAGUUCCUCCUCCUCCAGACCAAAAGUUCAGUCCGCUGUGAAGACAAGUAAAGGACCUUCAACCAGCACUAAACCAGCUGCAGCCAAACAAGCCACGCCCACCAAGACCUCCUCACCUGAGGAGGCGGAGCUCAGCGAGGAGGAAAUGCCGAGGAAGAGGAGAAGGAAGAUGAGUGAUGAAGAGGAGGAAGCAGCUCAGUCUAAAACAGACGUUCCUCCAGAGCAGCGCUCAGUCAGGCUUCACAGCGAAUCCAAGAGGUCCGAGGUGAGCGACGAGUCCGGCGGCUUCACCGUGGAGGUGGACGAGGAGGAGGAGGAGAGAGCGGAGUCGUCUACAACUGACAUGAACACCACCAUACGGACGAAUGUGAUCAGUCAAUCUGACAACGACGAGGACAACAAGCAGAAAAAUGGACGACAGCAUACUAAAGGAGUCGGGUCGAGUGGCGCCUCUGCGACCGGACUUCGAGCGCCGUGUCCGUACGGGAACAACUGCUACAGGAAGAACCCGGCCCAUUUCCAGGAGAGCAGUCACCCCGGUGACACCGACUACGAGGAGGAGGAGGAUAAGGGAGAGGAGACGCAGGAGGCAGAUCGGCCUGAGUGCCCCUACGGCACCGACUGCUACAGGAAAAAUCCUCUUCACAGGAAAGAAUACAAACACACAAAGACACCAGGAGUGAAUGAUGUCGGGUAAAGUGCUUUGAGAGGUGGGAAGAAUAGAGGCGCUGCAGUAAUGCAAGUCCAUUUACUAAAGCAACGGGCUCCUGGAAGGCGGCGAGACGGCAUUUAAUAAAAUGACAGUUCCACAUGCAUCGUUGUGGGAAGUGGUUGUGAGUCAGCGAUGUGAGUUGUCGGCUCUCACGGCAGCCCAGGAGGAUCUACUGGACUGACUGCAAAGCCGCUGGUGCUGCUGUGUUGUCCUUUUAAACCAGAGUCGCACAAAAUGCUUCCUAACAAAAGCGAAAAUAAAAAAGGGAAAUUUCCAUCUCUGAAAGGGUUUAGCGACAGAUCCUCGACCUGAUGAAGAAGAAGAAAAAACACACACUGGAUCCGUCACCAGAGCUGCUCACAAUCUAUAAACCCACUGGGGCCUAUCAAUUUUGUUGUUAGCGGGUUAUAAUGUAAUCUGGA